CCCGUUUCCCAGAAAGUGAUCGCCACAGCUGCAGUUCGAGUCUACCACGCGUCCUUUCAUGCCUCUCAAAACGACUGGAGUCCUUCAAAAUUAAAAGGGAUUCUCGUCUUUGGGAGGGAUCGUGACUCCACUGGAAAUGGUGGCAACCGACCUACAGACCGUGGUGAACAUGGUUUACGUGUCAAAGAGAAAUAUUGGUUUCGGCUUGUGGACGUUAAGACCGAUCGAGUAGUUUGGAUGUUUGCAAUCCCCGAGGUCUUCGAAUACAACAAGGACAAACCAUUCUUUCAUUUCUUCUCUGGGACGACUCGUAGAUUUGGGUUCUGUUUUGACGAGGACGAGGAGGCUGCAUUGUUCUAUAAGACAGUCACUCAGAGGACGCGACGCCACCUGGUCAAUAAACUCCCAACAAGCCCAAAACCCAAAAAGAAUGUAAAAUUCAAUCCAAAGCAGCCAACGCCGCUGAAAACAUCCAUGAUUUCGGGGCCCACCCCUCAUUCUUUUGUUCACGUGUCACAUGUUGGCAUCAAUAACAAAGGAAACAUAGAGACUUCGAAGAACAUAGGUCCUGCGUGGGCAGCUCUUAUCGCUGACUUGCAAGGA
This is a messenger RNA of Serpula lacrymans var. lacrymans S7.9, 603 nucleotides long. RefSeq lists its product as uncharacterized. The record is from RefSeq and is a predicted model, not a curated record. Lineage: Eukaryota; Fungi; Basidiomycota; Agaricomycetes; Boletales; Serpulaceae. The annotation marks the transcript as partial. The transcript has 3 exons.